AAUAGUAUUAUUGUAAGUAUGAAUAAAAUAUUAAAGAAUAUAAAAAAGUUUUUCUUUUGGUGAAGAAAAAAAAAAUCUUUUGAAUCCUUAAUGACCACUUGAGCUGUCUACUAUAUAACUUUUAAUUUCAAUUUAAUGAUGUUAAUGGUCCUUGCUUGAAACAACUACAAAGAGAGGGGGAAGUAGAAGACUUUACUACGGUUGACAAAAUUAGGUAGAUAAAGAAGACUCCAGAGAAGAAGUUGAAAAAGGCAUAACCAAAGUCUAAAGUUACUGUUUUUGGGUAAUUUUUUCCACAAAUAGGAAGUUUGGAUCCACUUUUUGUGGACCAGAUCUGAUUAGCCAAGUUCCUGUCAUUAACGUUUUUACUCACCAACAGGUUGCAACACCUGAACUUGCAUCCCUUUUUUUGGACACCUUUUAGUUGAUUGAGGCAUGGGAAAUGGUCUCCUAAAAUCCACCAUUCACAUUCCAUUGUUGUUCUUUAUCUCAGAAGAAGGUCAUAGUUUCGUUGAACAAUGACAGGUUGUGUGAUUUUUGAGGGGUUGGACGGUAACCUUUUGUACUGCCAAGAUAGGGAUUUCGAUGGAGGAGAUGUCUCUGACGGUCGCGGUGCCAUUUAGAUUAGGUAAUUCUGUGCGUGAAAACUCCAACUUUGCUCACCGUAUGGACAUGACAAAACUUAAGCUUAUGGCAAAUCCUGCUGGAGUUUUAAUCGAUUCCGAAACCAAGGGUACUAACAAUUUAGAUUCUGCUGAAGAUGUGGAUUGUAACCGUGCUGAUAUGGAGAGAGAAGAAACUAGCACAGAGGUGCCACUGACAGAAGAGGUCAAGGGAGAAAGAGCUACUACCUUGGAUAUGAUGUCUGAUAGUAAAGAUAGUUGGAUUGCUAAUAAUGAUGUUAUAGCCCGUGAUAGCGAGGAGGAAGAUUCUUUGUCUCUGGAAGGUGAUCGUAUUUACGAUCUUGAUAGCUCUUGUUCACUAUCGGUUGCAAGUGAGACCAGUAGCCUUUGCGGAGAUGAUUUCGUUGGUUUUGAUGCUACGUCUGAGGUGGGAACAUCAAGUACUGUGGACAAGGAGAAGAGUAUUAGGAGUGUAGAUAUAAUUGCAAAAGCCACUAACUUUGUGGAUUCAAACGUUGAAAAAGUGUUUCCAGGUGAUCCCCUUGCUGUGGCAGUAAACCUUGAAGAAGAGAUUGGAGAUGGGUCUGAACAGAAGCCAUCUUCAGUUGUUCUUCAAUUGGCUCUUGAAAAGCAACGAAGUAUGUCAGCUCCAGCUGGACGCAGUGUGUUUGAGGUGGAAUAUGUGCCUCUUUGGGGAUUUACCUCUAUAUGCGGAAGAAGACCUGAGAUGGAAGAUGCAGUUGCGGCUGUGCCUCGGUUUUUAAAGGUUCCAAUUCAAUUUCUAAUUGGUGAUCAGAUACUUGAUGGCCUUAGUGCGGACUUUGCUCAUCAGACUGCUCACUUCUUUGGGGUCUAUGAUGGUCAUGGAGGUUCACAGGUUGCAAACUACUGUAGCGAGCGUCUUCAUUUUGCCUUGGCUCAGGAAAUAGAGUCUGUUAAGGAAUGCCAGAGUAAUGCAAGCAUAGCAGAUGGUUGCCAAGAGCUGUGGAAAAAGGCAUUCACAAAUUGUUUUGUUAAGGUUGAUGCUGAGAUUGUAGGAAAAUCUGAUCAGGAACCUGUUGCCCCUGAAACAGUUGGUUCCACUGCUGUUGUUGCCCUUAUUUUUUCUUCACAUAUAAUUGUAGCAAACUGUGGAGAUUCAAGAGCUGUUCUAUGUCGUGGGAAAGAGCCCAUGGCUUUAUCUGUGGACCAUAAACCAAAUCGAGAAGAUGAAUAUGAAAGGAUUGAAGCAGCUGGAGGAAAAGUUAUACAGUGGAAUGGUCAUAGAGUUUUUGGUGUUCUUGCUAUGUCGAGGUCCAUUGGUGAUAGAUAUUUGAAGCCAUGGAUCAUUCCUGAUCCGGAAGUAAUGUUCGUGCCAAGAGUGAAAGAAGACGAAUGCCUCAUUUUAGCCAGUGAUGGUCUAUGGGAUGUAAUGACAAAUGAAGAAGCAUGUGACCUAGCUCGGAGACGAAUACUUCAAUGGCACAAAAAGAAUGGUGCUACACUGGCUUCAGAAAGGGGCGAGACAAUUGAUCCGGCUGCUCAAUCUGCAGCAGAAUACCUUUCAAACCGGGCUCUUCAAAAAGGAAGCAAGGACAAUAUCACAGUACUUGUGGUUGAUCUGAAAGCUCAAAGAAAGUUCAAGAGUAAGACAUGAUGACCUCUCGACCAUCCUUCGAUCUUCAGUCUUACCGUAUGACAUAUAUUUAUAUGCUUCGAUAUAGUUUUUCCCAUUUGUUUUUCAAAGGGGAGGAGGCUUUAUGACGGUAUCAGUCUCUCAUGUACUAUAUAUAUAACAUGCACCAUUCUAGCAACGCUCCAUUGUUUCGAGAAUCUUGAUGUAAACCAUGCGAGGUUCUGGCUAUUGUAAAUCUUAACUGUGCUGUAGGAAAUAGGAGGUUAUGUUGAUUCGAAGCUAUUGACGCUGUGGGAAAUUGUAUUCAUGGAACCUCCGAGUUAAAAAAAAAAACACUCCGAGAGGUACAUGUUUUGUAUUAUUUCAACCCAUGGUGCUUAUAUAAAAGUUUAGAAAUUUGGAAGA
Messenger RNA from Hibiscus syriacus, 2643 nucleotides. Its product is annotated as protein phosphatase 2C 77-like. Gene Ontology annotation, molecular function: cation binding; protein serine/threonine phosphatase activity. Bases 586 to 2259 code for a protein of 557 amino acids. Gene Ontology annotation, biological process: protein dephosphorylation. The record is from RefSeq and is a predicted model, not a curated record. NCBI's taxonomy places the organism in Eukaryota, Viridiplantae, Streptophyta, Magnoliopsida, Malvales, Malvaceae. The transcript has 6 exons.